Messenger RNA from Naegleria fowleri, 327 nucleotides. RefSeq lists its product as uncharacterized. The record is from RefSeq and is a predicted model, not a curated record. The transcript has a single exon. Bases 1 to 327 code for a protein of 108 amino acids. Gene Ontology annotation, molecular function: serine-type endopeptidase inhibitor activity. NCBI's taxonomy places the organism in Eukaryota, Heterolobosea, Eutetramitea, Acrasida, Naegleriidae.
AUGAAAUUCUCAACCAACAUCACCAUUAUUGUCACCACGACUUGUCUUCUUCUCAUUCUUCUCUUUUCAGCAGCAGUGAUAGCAUCAGAAGGUUCCGAAGCAUCUUCAAAAACAAAUAAAUUAACCAUUCAAAAGAUCAUUCAUGGUGGUGAUGAUGAACAACAUCAUGGUGACACAAAGAAUUCCCAACGACAACAACAACAACAACCAACAGUGAAAUGUGGACCUCUUUGUCGAAUGUAUUGUAAAUUUGGAUUUGAAAAAGAUGAAAAUGGAUGUCCAUAUUGUAAAUGUAAAUUAGGACCAAAUGGAACUCGGUUUUCAUAA